Capsella rubella is the source of this 561-nucleotide messenger RNA. RefSeq names its product dolichol-phosphate mannose synthase subunit 3. Bases 125 to 394 code for a protein of 89 amino acids. The record is from RefSeq and is a predicted model, not a curated record. The transcript has 4 exons. Lineage: Eukaryota; Viridiplantae; Streptophyta; Magnoliopsida; Brassicales; Brassicaceae. Gene Ontology annotation, cellular component: dolichol-phosphate-mannose synthase complex; endoplasmic reticulum membrane. Gene Ontology annotation, biological process: GPI anchor biosynthetic process.
AUCGUCGAUUCAUCAUCGUCGUCGUCGGCGACUGUAAUUAUCUUCUUCUUUACGCCCCCAUCGAUCUUCGAUAACUGUUCAUCUUAUCGAUACGCCGGUUAAGAUCUCAUCGAGAAACUGACAAAUGAAGCAUAUAAUAAAGAUCUUGAGCCUCUUGGUGGCAAUCUCUGCCUUCUGGAUUGGUCUUUUGCAGGCUGCAAUUGUUCCUCGAAGCCACACAUGGUUGCUACCAGUCUACUUUGUUGUAUCCCUCGGAUGCUAUGGUCUACUAAUGGUCGGAGUCGGGCUUAUGCAGUUUCCUACAUGCCCACAAGAAGCAGUUCUGUUGCAGAAGGAUAUAACAGAGGCCAAAGACUACUUCAAGCACAAAGGGGUCGAUGUUGGAUCGGACUGAUACAAAGGCUUAUAACGACCAACAUUCAGAAAUAGUUUUUGUAAUUGAAAAAGACCUUAAACGUACUGUUUCGAUAUUUUUUUAACAUGAACAGUGUUUCAGAAGUAAAACGCAAAAGCUUAUGUAUCCAACCGCAUCACCAAAGUAUAAUGUUCUUUUCUUAAUCA